AUGUUAAAUCGUCAUAAAAGAAAGAAGGUCACUGAUAGAUCUGGGGGAUUACAUCAGACAAAGCUUGAUAAUUUUUUCAAACCUACAACAUCAAUUCUUCAAGAUAAUGAAACUUUGAAUGAAAGCUCAGGACAAAUUAUAGAUCCCCAAUUACAUGAUACAUCAAUCAAUUCACUUAAUGUUAUUAGUUCCAAGUCUGAUUGUGGAGCUGAAUUAGCCCCAUUGGUUAUAAACAAAGAAGCACCAAAUGGGUUUAGUAUUCAUACAGUAUUGUUGAAUCAAGAUCAAGAAGAAAUACAAUUAGAGAAAUUAAGUAUAGGUGAUAUGAUUUUAACACCUACAGGUCCAAAACCAGUGACUAAUGUAUCAAACCAAACCACAAUCAAUGGAAAGCAAAUGAUAAAUUUAUUCCCCAAGCGGUCAAACUCAGCGGAAGCAAAUAUUAUUCCAGUAUUACAAUUAGGCUCUCAUCAAAAACUCAAGAUCAUAUCAAACAAUUACAAUUUGUUAUACUCAUACUGUUUAAAUAUGGACCAGCAAGAUAAGAUGGGAUCUACUACAAUUAGAGCCUGUUAUAGGAGUAAAUCUUUCAAAACAGGGAAAACAAAAAAAGAAUUGAAAACAUUUUGCUCAAAAGCUUGUGAUGAUCUCAAACGAAAUGUUUUAUUGAAACUAGAAAAUGAAUUGGAGAGAAUUUCUAAAGAUAUUGAAAAGGAUUGCAAUAAUAUUAGUGAAAAAUUGUCAAAAUUAAUUAAAGAAAAAUUAAUUCAUCAAGAUGAGAAUCACAAUUUAUCUAUAUUGGAAUAUCCUAAAGGGGUAAACAUCAAUUUUACAUAUGAAUGGGUCUGUAAAGAUGAAACUCUAAAAAAGAAAUUAAUAAAAGCAAUUGGGGAUAGAGUUUACUCGUUGGACCCGUCAGGGAUUUCCCCUAAAGAAGAGAAAGCCUUGAUAUUUCAUUCGGGCUCGUUUUUGUUGAAAACUUUUAACAAAUUCUUCAAAACUGAGGGAAAGAAUUAUGAUGCAAUCACAAUUGAAAAGUUUCAUAAAGACUUUUUACCUAUAUCAAUUGUUGAUCAUCCAAAUUCUAAAGCUUGUGAAGAUAUAGAAUUAGCUGCUAAUUGUCCUGAUGUUUCAACUUCCAUUAACACACCAUCAGGUGAUGAAGCUAUAGAUAUCGAAAGUAUGAGCGGUGAACUUUAUUAUAUCAAUACACCUGAUUUAGGUAAUUUUAAUGAUCAAACAGAAGCUUGGGAAAUACCUAACCAAGAUAUGGAAUUUGCAAAAAAUUACAAGGGUUAUGAAAAUCAGUUAUUUCCUCACGGUGAUUUAGAUGAGUACUACUUGUUGAUGUACUUAACCAAGUCAAUAACACAGUACCAAAGUCAAAGCCCUACUCAUCUACUAGCAUAUCUACCAUCUCAAGAUUGUGAAGAAGAUAAUAUGGAGUUAAGAUUGCAUCUCGUACAAAUAAUUAACAAGAUCAACCAAAAAAAACACAACAUCAUUAACCAAAAUUCAUAUGGAAUUAAUUUUUUUCAACGAAAAGUAGAUCACAGAAAAAAUGGAUCAAGAGCUUGUUUCUAUAUAUAUUUGAAAAAUGGUUCUACUUUUUGUGAAAUUACUUACCAUUUGACAAAGGUCAAUGUAUUACAUCCACUUACAAUGUUUUUUGACAUAGCUAAUAUGAAUGAAAAAGCUGAUCAUGAUGUAAACGGUGAUAUAAUGGCUCAAGAAUUUAAAAAAAUAUAUGGUGAAUACUUAGUUGAUGAACAACAUAUACUUACUGCAAUAGCUGGUUAUAUUGAUAGCGUACACAGCAGUGGAAAAAAUACCAAUAAGAGUUAUAAAAAUGUUUUCAGCAGUCGUAACUAUAAUAUCAUUCAUUUAUUAGAGCUUUUAAUAAUGGCUUUGAAUAAUAAAGCUCCACAUUUACACAUCCAAGCUUCUCAAAUAUGUUGUUCUACAAAGAAAAACAGUGUUUCAAAACCAGAAGAUAUGUACAUAAUCUUUGUUUUUGGCAGAGAUGUAAAAGAAACAUUGUCUAAGUACAUGAAGUCCAAAAAGAGAAGAGAUUGGAUCAUUUCAGAGCCUGAAACCUUUAAUUCUCAAAAACGAAAAGACACAAAAGCAGUGUUGAAAAAAAGAGAGGUCUCAAAAAAUGCAGAAGAAGUGAUUAGAUCCUUUGAAUUGGAUGGACAAGAAUCAUUUGAAUUUUAUUUGAUUGAUAAAUCUGAAGCUGGUCAGUAUUGUUUACUUUUGAGAACUUGA
Molecule: messenger RNA, 2268 nt
Organism: Hansenula ciferrii
Lineage: Eukaryota; Fungi; Ascomycota; Saccharomycetes; Phaffomycetales; Wickerhamomycetaceae
Exons: 1
Coding region: 1-2268 (755 amino acids)
Source: RefSeq, a predicted model, not a curated record